AUUAUAUAUAACUGUGGUGUUCUACAAAACAUUUAGGCUACCUUUAAAACUUGUGAAAUUAGAUCACUUAGAUGUGAAAUCCGUUUUCUCUCAAGAGCGUCGCCAGUGAAAGCUUCACAGUACUUCUACGUCACUCUUGUCAACGUAGUCCAUAACAACAAAAACGUAUCUACUUAGUGGUUAUUUUUGGGGAAAACAGCUGGGGGGUGUUUUACCCCAAGGGGGCGUUUUCCCUCACUCUACCCUACUCAAAAUAAAUAAAAAUAAAACGGACACAUUUUUGAACUGUUGAAAUUGACCAAACACUGAGCACAAUUUAACUAAGUCAUUGGACUAUAUCCAGGGGUCGUUUACUUUUUGUUUAACAAUGAAAAAAUACAUUCAUCAUAUUUUCACAAAAACUCUGCCAUGUGGGCGAUAAAAUUAAUCACCGGGCAUUUAGCUGUCAGUUCAGCCAUUUAUGCAAAUAGAGCUUUUUCAACAGGCGAAGCGUCAUCAGACGUUGCAGAGCUGGUUUGAUUAAACGCCUCUCGCGUGUAUUGUGGCAGCGCUUUCACUGUGCUGUAUUCACUGCUGUGAGAUGAACGCCCAGCUGAUCGCGUUGAAUGCGCGCUAAUUAAAACCUAUAAAUUAUGUUUCUGCGCGAGUUCUUAAGGCGGGAGAGAUAGCGGACUAUUCAGCCAUUAUAACCGCCUAACCGACGCCGCCUCUUCAGAAUGAGCAGUAAUAUUGUCCUAAUUAGAAAUUAAUUAAGUGCAAACGCGAUAAGUGUUUCAGGGACUCAAAUAUUGCGAGCGAGGCUAUAUAUUCCAAUCUGACUUUCAGUUGUCCUGAAUGAGGUCUAAAUUAAAUGUAUUAUUUUUUUAUCACUUACGAAAAUUAACCAGUUACUUAUAUAUAGCAAAAAUGUAGUAGGCUAGCCAUGUUUUGUUGUUGUUGUUGUUGUUUGUUUGUUUGUUUGUUUUUUACCACAGUUUAUUAUGUAUGUAUAACCAUAGUUAUACUAGUACAAAUAGCACCAUGGUUAAACUAAAAUGGUUAAUUUGUGGUUAACUAGCCAUGGCUUUUUUGUUUUAUUUGUAGUAAAACCAUGGUUAAUUUAGGCUAUAGUAUUAGGUUAUUGUUUUAGUUCUUUGUUAGCCUAUUAUCAAUUUAUAGGCUAUUUAAAUCAAAGCAUAUAGGAGACUCUUUUCAAGCUAAUUUGGCUUUGGCUUUAAAAGUAGCUAAAGCAGACUUAAGUAUUUUUGUUGUAGGCUAUAUGUCGUGGUUUAAAAUUUAGUUGUUGUUUUUUGUGAUUUUAUAAUCAAAUGUAAAAAUGUAUGCCACAUCCUUAUAGGUAGCCUACUGUCUUGUUAUUCUCAAAGUCUGUAAAUGGCUAAAGAUAUUUGAAGACUUGUUUUCCAUUUUGAUUCUCUCCUCUGUCUCACUGGGUGAAUUUGAGCGCGACAGCAGGCAGAAGUUAGCGCGAUCUCUGUGCCGUGUUUGAUAUCUACAAGCACAGGCGCGGAACGGAAUUGGACGCGGACACACGUGGCGUUGAGCUUCUUUGUCACGGAUAGGCUCCCCACUCAUCUAUAUGAUCUGAUGUGUUUCCGGUUAGUGGCCACUAAGAGUGGUUGUGCAUGAGUAGAGUUCCAGAGAAAAAGAGGUGUCAAACUCGGGUCUGGCAAUGCAGAGGGUGUACGAACGCUGCGCUGUCAGUCCUCUCAAAACACGCUUAAAGUGACAGACAACACGCGAGCGUUAUGUCAACAAGUUGACUUACAAAAUGUACUCAGUUUCGCGGGGAAUUAGCGCUUUGACAUGGAUACCUAGAUAACAUUGUCCUGUCUCUUGGUGUAUUUGGAAAACAACCGGUUACAAUCCAACCGCUGGAGCGAAUAUCAGCUGUUAUGGAAGAGCAGCGGGACCAGAGUGAAGAUGACACCGUUUCUCUGCCCUCUCCGCCGGCUGCGCACCACACGCACAGAACCACAAACUUUUUCAUUGACAACAUCCUCAGACCGGACUUCGGCUGCAGAAGGGAGCGGGGUGCAGGCGCGCACGCGUCGGACAGGGGAGUGCGGGGUAUUGCUGUGCGCCGCGCGCCUUGCCCGGAUUCCAACUGCAGCAGCGACAGUGUUUCAUCAUCAGCCUCCUCCACCGUUUCGUCUCCAGUAAGCAGUAGGCAUUCCAGGGUAGACGAGGCCGAUAGAGGGAACGCAGCGAAAUUUGGGCUUGUCUCAGUGUCAUCUGUUACUUUGAACAGCCCAGGUGAAACCUCCUCGCCCAGUAAAGACACCCUGUGGCCCGCCUGGGUUUAUUGCACGAGAUACUCUGAUCGGCCUUCAUCUGUCUCCACACAAGGCCCAAGGACCCGGAAAUUGAAAAAGAAGAAAAACGACAGUGAGGAUAAACGACCCAGAACGGCGUUCACAGCUGAGCAGCUCCAGAGACUGAAGGCUGAGUUCGGGGCGAGCCGCUAUAUCACGGAGCAGAGGCGGCAGGCCCUGGCGCGAGAGCUCAGCCUCAAUGAGUCGCAGAUUAAAAUCUGGUUCCAGAACAAACGCGCUAAAAUCAAGAAGGCCAGCGGAUACAAGAACGGCCUGGCGAUGCAGCUAAUGGCGCAGGGACUGUACAACCAUUCCACCACCACCGUUCAAGAAGAGGACGGCAACUAGCAAAGACUGAGAGAAAAGGGUCGACCGAGUGAAGUGAAGCAAAACUAAAUUACUUGACCAGACGUUACAAAGGGAGAUUAUUAUCAACCUUUUUGGACGAGAGUUUUUUUUUUUUUUUUUUUUUUUUUUUUUGUUGUUGUUUUUACAAUAUCUACAAACAUAUGUGGAAUUAAUGAAAACGUAGCGCUCAUUUUUAUUUUGAGGAUACAAUUCAAAUCCAGAUGGAUCGCGUUUUGUUGUUCGAAAUUUUCACGUGCCACUAUCGGUCAAAUGGCACUUAACAUUUAAUCUAAAUUCUUGUUUUUAUGCUGUUAAACGCAAUAUUUCUUCGUGCCAAAGAUGUUAUUCGAUUAAUGUAUCCGGAUUACAGUACAGGCUACAUUUUUUUGAAUAUUUGUCUUUGCUGAUGGGACUUGGGAUAAUGGGAGACUUAUCUGAUAUCAGAUAUUAUUCUUUACAAGAUAUUUAAUACUGUAUCCAAAUAAAAACAUUUUGUACCUGCAAAA
Messenger RNA from Megalobrama amblycephala (Wuchang bream), 3166 nucleotides. It is a transcript of the gene en1a, whose product is annotated as engrailed homeobox 1a. Gene Ontology annotation, molecular function: RNA polymerase II cis-regulatory region sequence-specific DNA binding; DNA-binding transcription factor activity, RNA polymerase II-specific. The record is from RefSeq and is a predicted model, not a curated record. Lineage: Eukaryota; Metazoa; Chordata; Actinopteri; Cypriniformes; Xenocyprididae. The transcript has 2 exons. Bases 1893 to 2660 code for a protein of 255 amino acids. Gene Ontology annotation, cellular component: nucleus. Gene Ontology annotation, biological process: regulation of transcription by RNA polymerase II; multicellular organism development; neuron differentiation.